Coffea arabica (coffee) is the source of this 1026-nucleotide messenger RNA. Its product is annotated as protein LATERAL BRANCHING OXIDOREDUCTASE 1-like. The record is from RefSeq and is a predicted model, not a curated record. Lineage: Eukaryota; Viridiplantae; Streptophyta; Magnoliopsida; Gentianales; Rubiaceae.
AUGACUAUUAAUCAGAAUAGCACAGAAGAGGAGCUACCUAAUUAUGGGGGAUCUUUAUCAGCACCAAAUGUUCAAGAAAUGGUGAAGAGGGAUCCUUCAAAAAUCCCAGACAGAAACAUCAGGAGCCUAGAGGACCAGCCAAAAAGAACAAAAAUGACCUCUUUCUCCUCUGAGAUUCCUACAGUAGAUUUAUCAUUGCUUUUACAGCAGCAAGAACAGGAGCUCAGGAAACUGGACAAGGCAUGCAAAGAAUGGGGUUUCUUUCAGGUGGUCAAUCAUGGAAUAGAGAACCAAGUAUUGCAAAAAAUAAAAGAUACUGCAAGAUUAUUUCUUGAUCUCCCAUUAGAGGAGAAGAAUAAGUUCUCAAUGCCCGCAGAUGACAUGCAGGGAUAUGGGCAUGCAUUUGUGUUUUCUGAAAAGCAGAAAUUGGAUUGGAAUGAUGCACUAGUUCUGUUCAUGUUUCCUUCAAAGUUCCGAAAAUGUAAAUUCUGGCCCACCACACCAGCGGAUUUCAUUGAUACUGUGGAGAAAUAUUCAUCUGAAAUUCGAAGAGUGGGCAUGGAACUGCUUCGUUCCAUAUCUAUAAACAUGGGAAUGGCCAGCAAUACCCUUCUUACAAUGCACAAGGAGCUGCCUCAAGCUUUGCGUCUGAACAACUACCCCCCCUGUUGCAAACCUGAUGAAGUUCUAGGAUUUAGCCCUCACUCAGAUGCAAGUACUAUAACCGUACCAUCACAAGAUGAUGAUGUUACUGGUUUAGAAAUUCAGCAUGAGGGCCAGAGCAUCGAACACCGAGCAGUGACAAACAAGAAUAAGGCAAGGAUUUCCUUUGCAACAUUUCUAUCCCCGCAAGAUGAUGUAGAAAUAGAACCCUUGGAUACCAUGAUGGACUCCCAUGGUUCCUUGAGGAAGUACAAGAAGGUAAUUUUUGGAGAUUACAUCAGGAAAUUCUUCAAGGCAAAAUUGGAAGGAAAGUCUAGGUUCGAAAUGGAAAAGAUGGAACUUGAUAGUGCCGACUUACAUUGA